Solanum verrucosum is the source of this 1118-nucleotide messenger RNA. RefSeq names its product carboxylesterase 1-like. The record is from RefSeq and is a predicted model, not a curated record. The coding region runs from base 4 to 990 and encodes 328 amino acids. The transcript has a single exon. Gene Ontology annotation, molecular function: hydrolase activity. Lineage: Eukaryota; Viridiplantae; Streptophyta; Magnoliopsida; Solanales; Solanaceae.
GGCAUGUCUAACCAAACUGCUUCAAUUGAUCCAAAUGUCGAUCCUUAUGGAUACUUGGGCAUCAUUCCCAACACUGAUGGCUCUAUCACACGUUCCCAAAUUCCACCUCGUCCAUUUUCCACCACUAUUCCUGAUCAUGAUUCCUCCGUCUUUAUACAAGAUCUCGUCAUUAACCCCGUUAAAGACACAUGGGCUCGUAUUAUCAUCCCUCGUGAAGUACUAAACUCAGAAAAUAAACUCCCUCUUGUAGUAUAUUUUCAUGGUGGAGGAUUUGUAAUGGCAAUUACUAUAGACACACCAAUUUUACAAAAAUUUUGUGCAACACUUGCGGUUGAAAUUCCAGCGAUAAUUGUAUCGGUUGAUUAUCGAUACGCCCCCGAAAAUCGACUCCCAGCAGCGUAUGAUGAUUGUGUGGAAUCGUUGUAUUGGAUCAAAAAUACCCCUAACGAGUUGUUGAAAAAACAUGCUGAUUUUUCAAAGUGUUUUCUAUUGGGCACUAGUUCUGGUGGCAACAUAGCGUACCACGUAGGACUACGUGUAGCUGGAGUUAGUGAAUACCUUAAGCCUUUAGAAAUCAAAGGAUUGAUUUUAUAUCAUAGUCUUUUUGGUGGAAAUGAAAGGACAAAAUCGGAAUUAAGAUUAGCUCACGAUAAGAUGUUGCCCCUUAAUGUGAGUGAUAUUAUGUGGGAGCUAGGGUUACCUAUUGGUAGCAAUCGCGAUCAUCCGUAUUGUAAUUCGAUGGUGGAGAUUCAAUCAAAUGAAAAUUUGUUUGAUCAAGUGAAAAUACAAGGUUGGAAGAUUCUGAUAAUUGACUGCGAUGGUGAUCCUUUGAUCGAUCGACAAAUUGAGUUUUCAAAGAUGUUGAAGGCAAAAGGUGUGCAAGUUGUGGAUUGUUUUAGUGAAGGAGGGUUUCAUGGUUGUGAGUAUUUUGAUGGCAUGAGGUUGAAGGUAUUGACCCUUGUUGUAAAGGAGUUUAUGAGAGGUAAUUAAAGCACUUGUGGCAAGUGAUCUUUAAUUUGAUGAAAUAUUUGUAACAAUUAUGAAAAUAGGAGUCCACUCUCAGAGCUAUACUCUGAGAAAAAAGAAGCAUUGUUUAGAUUUCACCUCUACAGUUUCAA